AUGGAAGAGCAUGAUCCAGAAAUCCAACCAUCACCAAAUUCAAACACAGGAAAUCAACAACCGUCGCAACGUUCCACUCGUCAGAAACAAGAUUUAGCAUGGGCACAUGUCACUCAUACUUUAGAUGCAAAGGGGAAAAGCAUUCUUACUUGUGAUUUUUGUGGUAAGGUUAAUCAGGGAGGUGGAAUCAAUAGAAUGAAACAACAUUUGGCGGGAGUGAAAGGAAGCACAAAUGGAUGCACAAAGGUUCCUCCAGAAGUUCAACAUGAAAUGAGAAAUUCACUGAAAGAAAAUGAGGAUAGAGCAAAUGUGAAGCGAGGAGUGAAUAGGCAACUUCACGAUUUCGAUGAUGGUGAAGGUUCUACGCAAGUAUGUGUGCCUCCAAGUCAGAAAAGAAAGGUCAGUACGGAUGUAAGCUCGUACUUUAAAAGGGGUCUAGAAGAUCAGACACAACCAACAAUAAAAUCAUGCUUGCAAAGUAAGGAAAAGGUUCAUGAUGCUGAUAUGGCUAUCGCAUUAUUUUUCUAUGAUGUAUGUAUGCCUAUGAAUGCAGCUAAUUCUAGGUUUUAUCAGCCUAUGAUCAACAAAAUUGCAAGCAUGGGUCGUGGUUAUAUAGGGCCUUCCUAUCAUGCUUUAAGGGUUGGUUUACUACGUGAUGCUAAGCUGCAAGUUUCUUUGAUUAUCAACUCUUUUAGGAGUAAAUGGGCUGAUACUGGUUGUACUCUGAUGGGUGAUGGGUGGAAAGAUACUAGGCAGAGGCCAUUAAUUAAUUUUUUGGUCUACUGUCCUAAGGGGAUAACUUUCAUCAAAUGUGGGAAGAAAAGAUCAUAUGAUCCUGUUGAUUAUGAAUCGAUUGAUAAAACUGAGUUUUGGAUCAUGGAAGAAGAAAAAGAAGGAGAACUUGAUUUUUCUGAAUUCGAAAAUAAGCUUCUUGAAGAAUAUCCUAAAGAUGGCGAAGAACUCAAUCAUGGUGAUGAAGAUUUGGAGUGA
Raphanus sativus (radish) is the source of this 990-nucleotide messenger RNA. RefSeq lists its product as uncharacterized. NCBI's taxonomy places the organism in Eukaryota, Viridiplantae, Streptophyta, Magnoliopsida, Brassicales, Brassicaceae. The record is from RefSeq and is a predicted model, not a curated record. The transcript has 3 exons. The coding region runs from base 1 to 990 and encodes 329 amino acids. Gene Ontology annotation, molecular function: DNA binding.